Messenger RNA from Cladocopium goreaui, 279 nucleotides. The record is from the annotation of a GenBank genome assembly. Lineage: Eukaryota; Dinophyceae; Suessiales; Symbiodiniaceae.
AUGCCGGAGGAACUGCGAGCUGCUUCCUUGUUUCAACGAGUGUCGCCCAGUGUUCUGACGGUGGGCGAGAAGCGUUCUUCCCCAUCUGCGGCUCCUCAAGGGCCAACAGGGACAGGCUUCGUUUGGGAUGCGAGCCAUGUGGUCACCAACUUCCACGUGGUAGGUGAGUUGAAAGAUCCGCACGUCACCUUCCUGCGGAAGGUUGGACGAAGUCGGCUGACGGGAUCUGAGAUCAACCCUGAUUCCCUGUGCAGGGAGAAGCAGGUGAUGAACAUGUGA